Molecule: messenger RNA, 1215 nt
Organism: Aspergillus clavatus NRRL 1
Lineage: Eukaryota; Fungi; Ascomycota; Eurotiomycetes; Eurotiales; Aspergillaceae
Product: SKI complex subunit WD repeat protein SKI8
Exons: 6
Coding region: 1-1215 (404 amino acids)
Biological process (GO): translation
Cellular component (GO): Cdc73/Paf1 complex; large ribosomal subunit
Molecular function (GO): protein binding; structural constituent of ribosome
Source: RefSeq, a predicted model, not a curated record
AUGUUUCCGCGCGUGCUUCUAUCCUCGGAGCCGAUCUCCUCCUCCGCUGCAGUUCGAUGGUCACGAUUUCUACAAGGAAGCCCCAGCCUUUCUCAUCAAUUCCUGAGGCCUGCAGCGUUUUCGUUGGCCAUUCCUGGGGUCAUCUCCGACAUCUGGGAUUCUGUGUUGCGUGCUGUACCUAAGAAGAAGACUUCCCACAUGAAAAAGCGACAUAGGCAGAUGGCUGGCAAGGCCUUGAAGGAUGUGAAGAGUCUCAAUACUUGCUCUGGAUGUGGUCAAGUGAAGCGCGCCCAUGUUCUGUGCCCGCAUUGUGUUGAAGCCCAUCUAAUUGAUAUCUUCUCGCUGGCUGUAGCUGACAGGCAAAUUUUGUCAGCCUCUGGUGCCACUGCGCUCAAGGUUCAUUCAACAGCAGAUCCUGAUUUUCCCUUGAUACAGUCUAUCGAGGGUGCUCACGCAGUUGGGUGCCAUCAUUUAGUGACCAACGGAAAGGGAUCCAGAGCCGUCAGCGUUGGCUUUGCAGGCGAGAUCCAUGUCUGGGCAUGUCAAGAGGGAACUUGGUCCAAGGACGAUCCUAUUUCAGGUGGCAUGGAAGGAGCUGCUGGCACCUGGGCCGUAGCCUUAUCGGAGGAUGGCCAGUUUCUCGCCGGUGUGAACCAGGAUGGACACAUCAAAGUAUGGGAUCUAGACGCCAAAGGAGGGUUGAUUCGAGAUUAUGAGACUAAGGGUAGUUUUGGUACUUGUUUGGAUAUGUCUGCCGAUGGCCGCUUUAUUGCUAGUGGGCAUGAAAAUGGCAGUGUCUACAUCUUCAGCACAGAUAGUGGGCGGAUGCCUUUUAGCUUAUCAGGUUUGGUCAAGCCAGUCCGUGCUGUCGCAUUCUCCCCCGGUGGAAAACUUUUGGCUGCCGCAGGAGACUCCAAGGUGAUUGUUCUCUAUGACACAUCGUCCGGCGAGCAGGUAGCGAACCUCUCGGGCCAUUCGGCUUGGAUCCUGUCUCUUGCCUGGAGCAAUACAGGAGAGUAUCUUUUAAGCGGGUCAUUCGACGGUAAAGUCAAAGUCUGGUCAAUUGAUACAAGAUCCUGUGUCGCAACUCAUUCAGAGACUGAAAAGGCUGUCUGGAGUGUCAAAUGGUUGUCCAAGGUGGGCAAGUCUGAGGGAUUCGCUACCGCUGGCGCAAGUAGAAGCAUAGCAUUCUAUCGCGAAGCAACCGGUGGUUGA